AAAGGCUUCACUUUCGACUUGCACGAGGCUCGUUCAGUGUUAAUCACCUCGCAUUCUUGGUAACCUUUCUUAAAGAUCACCAAUCUUAGAAGGUUUAAAUUCCCCCACAUUCUCGAUACGCUGUUGUUAUUGGAUGCAACCACCUUGCAGACAGCAAACAGUUGUUGAAUGGGAAGAAGCUACGUUUUUUUUUAUGUCAUUCACCUUUUGUUUUCAACAUCACGUAGUUCGAAUUGGAUGAUCUAGGAUUGAUUGGAAUUCGAGAAAAGAAAAGGAUUCGUUUUAUCCAACAUGGGUGGUUGCGACUCAUGUAUCAGUCGAAUCCCAUAUGCCACCCUGAUAGCCACCAUCAUGUGUGUGCUUGGGGUGGUUGUGUUCUGCGGCACAAUGUACAGGGGCUCAACACUGGCUUUACUCAUGUUUGAGCAGGUUUUCAAGCUGAGAUUAUUUUGGAUUGAAGCGGUGCAAAUGGCUUUCGUUGUUAUUGGAGCCUGUAUGGGCGCUUUGGGUUUCAUGAUUUUGACUGUGGGUUUCCUGACGACCGGUGCCACUCGUUACAAAGUCUACAGACAAUGGGGCUCCAGAGUCGGGGGUCGAAUAAGCUGCGCUGUGUUCAUGGUAAUCACUUAUAUUCUGCAAAUCGCGUGGGUCUUGAUGUUCAUCUUCCUUGUGAUUGUGACGUUUAUCUUCACGACAUUCUGGUGGAUGUGCGCUAAUCCUCGCGUCGCCAGUAAACAGGAUUGCAUCGACUUUACACAAUUCAACUUUUUCUUUCCAAGCGGACAUCAUCAGGAACACAUGAAAGUGUGCGGAGAUCAGGAUGUCAAAUUGUUUUGCAAGGAUUACGUGGAAAAGGCUGAAAUCAUGUUCAUCUUGGCUACAGUCUCAUGCAUUUUAAUUAUCAUGAGUUUGAUUCACUACCUGAUGUGUUUGGCUGCAAACUAUGCUCAUAUUAGAGACCACGAGAAGAUGCUCGAAUUGCAGGAUCUUCAUUACCUGACCGACCCUGAUUUGGGUCACAAGGAUAGAUUCUAGGAUACGGCCCAGGAAAUACACACGCCACGAAUGUCUGCCAGAUGGAGAGAGAGCUUCCAGUAAAUAUAAAUGAAAAUCUAUUUUUCUCGACGGACUUCGAACAUGGAAACAUAAAAAAAAAUAGGCAAUUCUGAAGAAGACAAACAAACCGGGUCAAUUGGUGUCAAUUACUAGAGGCCUUAGUUUUUAACGUAACACGCUUCAAUUGAUGUGCUCACACCUACGAAGUACAACUCAUCAUCGCAUUCGAUGAGAUUUUUGUAAACAACUUUUAGAAGUAGAAGAAGAUGAAAAGAAAAACUAUUUACAAACAGAUUUUUGUACGAAACUUUAACCAGAAAAGUGCCUGCCUUUUACGUAAGAGAUUUUUUUUAUGUUUUCUGUUGAAAAAUUAUCAAUGGAAUUUCGAAUGUUCGCUUCUUUCAAUCUUACGAACAUUCGAAAAUCCAUUGUCUGAUUGGCAAAUGUUAACUAUCGGAUAUUGGAAAAUGAUCAUUGAUCUAAUUCGUGUAUUUCCUGGGGACUUGGACUCGCUUUUCGCUCAAUUGCACAAGAUGCAAUCGAUCAGAAAAAUGCACAAACGCAGAUUUUUUUUUUUCGUUAGGCUUUAAAACAUUCGAUUCGUUGCGUUUCAUCCGUCCUUAUUUAUUUACCAAAUACCUUUAACAAUCGGAAGUCUCCAAGAGUUUCCUUCCGGUUUUCACUUUUUGAAAUUGCAUUCCAUUUAUAUAUUUUUUUUAUUAGUUACGUAUAAGCAAAAUUUACGCAAUUUAAUUGGUUCGUUUAAUUAUUGUUUUAAUUAACAUUUAUAUAUAUAUUCUAUAUUUCGUUUAGGAUGCGUUAGGCUAUAUUUAAAUUGAAUUUAAUAUAUAUUUGUAAAUAAUUAGUAUAAUUCACUGUUGGAAGAACAUUGAAUGUUCUCAUCUGACAACACAAUUGAUUGACAAUAAGUAAUUUAAGACACCCAUGCUAAUAUUAUAUUUAAUCUGGGAAAGAACUAAAAAUACGUACUAAAAACUUUAGCUUAUUUUAUCGUUACGAACAACUAUUAUUACUGUUUUCUUUAGUGAAAUAUUGUUAAUGUUACAAGGAUUUGUAAAUUCUGUUCUCAACGUUAGCUAUGCAGGUUUUGUUAUAAAUUGUGCGCAAGCAAAAAAAAACUGGACAUCGAA
Nicrophorus vespilloides is the source of this 2207-nucleotide messenger RNA. It is a transcript of the gene M6, whose product is annotated as neuronal membrane glycoprotein M6-b. Bases 292 to 1035 code for a protein of 247 amino acids. Gene Ontology annotation, biological process: neuron projection development. Lineage: Eukaryota; Metazoa; Arthropoda; Insecta; Coleoptera; Silphidae. The record is from RefSeq and is a predicted model, not a curated record. The transcript has 6 exons. Gene Ontology annotation, cellular component: plasma membrane.